AUGGCAGAUACCUUUAUUGAUGACACGCCUCGACACUCGCAAAGCUUUCGAGCUACCGCACCGGCGGCAAAGGCGUCUGUUCAUGAUAAGACCAACCCGGCUGUUCUGCCGCAAACCUCGUUUCCUAGCCAGUCCAGUCACGAUUUCCUUUGCGAUGACACCGAUAAGCUCUUGCGAUUAUCCUAUUUCCUCGCAUCCUCGUACCACGUACCGGUAGAUAUGCUCAGGAGCGGGGCUGCGCCUCGCUGUCGGUGGAGCAAGGAAGGCAAUGUUGCCUGCCGCCAAAGCAGCGUUGACCCACACCUGGUGUCCUUCAUCAACGACCAAACGAGACUCGAAGAUGCCAUCGAUAAGCUUACCGAAAAACGUUACAUUGAGUACACAACGACCGAUGGGCUCAAGAUGUACAAAUUACUCCCGAAUGGCAGUAGUAAAGCUCUGGACGGACUUGACCAAGAGUCGGCUUCAUAUUGGAAGCGGCAAGCGUUGCUGGUUUCAUACCACGCGAUACCCUGGAAGUACCUCGAGCCUAGCACACCAAUUUCCGUGAUGGCAACUCCACAUCUUCAACACGUUCUCGGAAACGACGAAUCCUUGCAUUGCUUCGACCUAUCCGCUGAGAUCAGAGAAGAUCUGAUCCUUACUCUUGUGGAAGCUGUACGCCUGCCCAAGAUACCGUGGAAGGUCUUUGCAGUCGAGAAGGCCGUGGAUUUGUGUCGCGAUGGCCAGAGUGCUUAUGCCAUAGCUCGUGUGAAUGAGGUCACUAGUCUCGUUGGCAGGUUGGCGAAGAAAACGAUUUUGCCGCCCAACGUAGCUCCACGCCCCACAGAUCCAUGCGACCUCCGAGUUAACGCAGCAGCUGGCCUGGUAGCUGUUCAGAAGUGCUUGGAUGAAAUGCAGAGAGAGAAACUACGAGACGCUGAAGAAACGCUCACUCGGUGGGAGCCUCAGGCUACGCAGCCCAUGACGCAGGUCGUAUUGUUCCGGAAGUCCUCACUCCUUGGUCAAAUUGAGCGUCAAAAAGGCGACUUCAAAGUCGCCGAGCGAUCACUGAGAUCAGCUUUCAAGACUGCGGAUGAAGCAUCCACAGGAAAGAUACUUCACUUCGACGAGGAUCGACCCGCCCUAGCUUGUUCACUUAGUGAUGCGCGUCGUGAGCAGCUAUCUGAGGACGCAGAGACGCAUGUUCGACAACUACUUGAAGGUCUUGAGGGAACAACAGUCACAGCUCGAUCGCGGGCACAAUUACAGGCAUCUCUAGCUGAAUGCCUUUACGCCAAAGGCCACGAAAAAAUGGGAAGGCAAGACACCUUGAACGAGGCAUCGUCCGUCCUCCAUCAGGCAGACAAGUUGUGUCGGAGCCUUCUCAAUCUAGAUCCUGGGGAUAUCUUGCGAUUCGACCAGCUAAGGUCACGGUUGACACAAGCCAAAAUAUUCUUCAUCAAAGGCGACUACGUGGAGGCGGAAAGUGGUUUCAAGGAAGCGCUAAACCUUAUUACUAGGUUCGGUAUGACGAAUGGGUAUGUCACGAUGGUCAUCGUAGGGUCCAUGGCGGUCACAUUGAAACGAUCACUGGACGCAAGCUCCCUUGACCCCCUGUCGCGUUCAAAGCGCGAAGAGCUCCUUCAGCAAUCCGAGCAGCAGUGGAGCAUGAUGAAAGGCUUAGUGCGUCCGGGUGGCACGAGAUUCUGGAUGCCUGGUUUGCAGAAGUGGGAAGAGUGGUUAUGUUCAACGGAAGUCUUACGAGGCCGUCUUUAA
Molecule: messenger RNA, 1758 nt
Organism: Colletotrichum tamarilloi
Lineage: Eukaryota; Fungi; Ascomycota; Sordariomycetes; Glomerellales; Glomerellaceae
Exons: 2
Coding region: 1-1758 (585 amino acids)
Molecular function (GO): protein binding
Source: RefSeq, a predicted model, not a curated record